UAUCGAUCGCAAUGUUUACAAUCGAGUGACGUCGUCGUAGCAUCAACACGAGGUACUCUCGCGCGUUGAGUAAUUUUUCAACUCUGUGAAGAAAUAAAGCAUUAAUGUGAUCUCAACGCUGUUCAUCUGCCAAGAUGGGUCGUGUGUUCCUUGAUCACAUGGGUGGCACCAGACUCUAUUCUUGCGCCAACUGUGAUUCCAAUCUCACCAACAGAGCCGAGUUGCUAUCAACAAGGUUUACUGGUUCAACAGGGAGAGCAUUCCUCUUCAAUAAGGUUGUUAAUCUAUCAUACAGUGAUGUACAAGAUCGUAUGAUGAUCACUGGACGGCACAUGGUGCGCGAUGUCUUCUGUAAGAAUUGCGACACCAAGUUAGGCUGGAUGUAUGAAUUUGCAACAGAGGACAACCAGAGGUACAAAGAAGGUCGCACAAUUCUGGAGAGGGCACUGAUCACCGAAAGAGAUGGUUUUGAGGAGCCCAACACAAGUGAUACAAGUAGUAAUUGAAGAUCUGGUUACUCCAAGCAUGUGCAAAAAGCAUUCAUAACUUGAAGGUUAACUUCUAUGAAUAAGAUGGGUGCCAUGCUAUGCACAUAGAUAGAAUAUGAAGAAUUAGAUUCGGGGAGAGAAGGAUUGACUGUAUCCAGAUGGCAAUUCACAGUGUAGAAGGUUGGGAGGAGUCAUGUUGUGUACAUAUUGUACAUUACUCUGUAUAUUUCUUCAUUAUUUGGAUGUGAGAAUAAGACCUGUCAUUAAGUUCUAUUGGACUGCUCUUACAACAGAUGGAAAUGUCACUGGUUUGUACACAGUUUCCAUCGAUUUCUAGUAAAAGUAACAAUUUUAAUGACAACUUCAAUAGAAAUGUCCAUUUCUCAAUCCCAACAAUCUAGCAGUCAAUUGAAAAUGCCAAGAUGAAUCUAGUGAAGAUGUUAGCUUUAAAAUGAUAAUGAAGAUACAUUUACCUGUGAUUGUAUGUCUUUGUACAUAAAUGCAGUAUUGUUUGAUCUUUGUGUAUUUUCGAGACACGAUCCGUCAUUUUAACCUUUCUAACUUUUCGAUAUAUGUCCCUUUUAUUUGAUCAUGUACAUGUGAAGAUUUAAGUAAUUCUCUAAUUUUAGAGGGGAAAAUGCAUCCAGGUUUUUGUUAUACUUUCAAAAUAUGCUGUUUAAAUGUAGACCAACUUCAGUGGAUCUAUAUUUUUUUAUUAAUUAGCUACAUGUAUACUCGGAUAGCACUGACAAGACAGUGUGUAUGAAAAAUCUGCCAUUUAAGCACUGUGGUAUAGUCUAAAUUUAUGAUGAAAAAAAAUUCACAGAAUAAAUGAACAUAUUCACUUAGAAAAAACCUUAUUAAACUUUUUUUUUCUUAAUUAAAUGUAAAAAAAAAAAUGUGCAACAAUAUUGGUUUUACAUGUACAGUAGGUACUAUUUUUUUUUCAUCAGUGAAUCAGAAUUGAAAAAAACAAAAGCAUGGCGUGACAAACAUGCUUGCCCGGGGUAAGUGAAAAUGACGUGUGGGCAAGCAUUUCUCAAAGUCAAUUGCCCGAUCAGGCAAAUGGUUGUUUUGGAAAUAAAAUAAUAAAUUUCAAUAUCUAUUGGAUAAUCACACAUAUCUCUCAUAUUAUGUCACACCAGUAAAAAAAAAUGUGGAAACUGAUGUAAAAUCAGCGCCAGUUACCAAUAAUUUAUCGCCAGAUACCUUGUUCGAAAAACCAUGCAAUCACAUCUUACGUUCUAUGUGUGCAAUGACUGCGCAUGCGCUACUAUCUUGCGCAAUUUGCCGAUGCAAACAAAAAAAACCCCGCCAAAACAUGGCUAAAAUUUCACAUUUGAAAAAUCCAUGAAAUGGCCAUGUAUUUUCCAUAUUACCUUGAAAUUGUUUUGAUUUAGUUGGAAACUACCGAAAAAAUGAAGAAUAUUCAGCUCUUUCUUGACUCUGAUUUAUGAUGAUGUUACACUCGGUAAAUGUUUUUUUUUUAUUGUGGUCCCACAUG
Messenger RNA from Lytechinus variegatus (green sea urchin), 1992 nucleotides. Its product is annotated as protein yippee-like 5. Bases 135 to 506 code for a protein of 123 amino acids. The record is from RefSeq and is a predicted model, not a curated record. The transcript is spliced from 3 exons. NCBI's taxonomy places the organism in Eukaryota, Metazoa, Echinodermata, Echinoidea, Temnopleuroida, Toxopneustidae.